AUUUAGUUUUUGGGACUGUACUGUAAUAUGUAAAUAAUAAACAUCACAAUCAUAAAAAUUGCGUAUAAGUCUUCUUGAUUGAAUACUACAUCUUUAUUCUUGUUUUUUUUUUUUUUUAUUUAAUAUAACUUAAAUUCUCAUCGGAGUGCUAAGCAGGGUAUUAUUAUUGUUCAUUGUGAUUAUAAUUUUCCUGGGAUAUUUUAUAUUUGUUGGAAUAAAAAUCAAAAGUGAAAAGACACAAAAAUAGAAUGUGUAAAAACUAAUAUAUUAAUCAAAGGUAUUGAAGCUUCCUAUUCAGAUCAAAACGAGAGAGUGAGAAUAGACAGAUAUGGAAGAAUACACAAGAGAACCAUGCCCAUGGCGUAUUGUUGAUGACUGUGGAGGAGCUUUUACAAUGGGCCUCAUUGGAGGCGGGCUAUUCCAGGCCAUCAAAGGUUUUAGAAAUGCUCCCAGUGGAAUGUCUAAACGUUUUCAAGGAAGUAUAGCCUCAAUAAACACAAAGAGCCCCAUCAUCGCUGGAAAUUUUGCCGUGUGGGGAGGCACAUUCUCAACUAUUGACUGCACUUUGGUUCACCUCAGGAAAAAGGAAGACCCAUGGAACUCGAUUAUCAGUGGAGCAGCAACUGGAGGAAUUCUGGCAGCAAGGAAUGGAGUUCCAGCGAUGGUGGGCAGUGCUGUUAUCGGAGGUGUACUAUUGGCUCUGAUAGAAGGCAUUGGAAUACUUAUGACAAGAAUCCAAGCUGAUCAGUUCCAACCUGCACCACCUACAAUUGAGGAUCCGGCACAGCUGAGUGGUUCUCCAAGUUAUAACUGAAGUGCUUUGGCUUAAAACUACAAAUUUUGUAGAUUAUUGUGAAUUACAAUUUGUUUUUUGUAUGGUGAAUAAUUUAAUGAACUAAACAUCUGAUUCCUUAAAAAAUUAAGGUAGGGAUAUUUUUAUUAAGACAAGUGAAACAUUCAGUGAGAUUUAAAGUGAACUCUCAGACAACCAAUGUUCCACCCACAAGCUUAUAUUGGUAACUGACAUUAGGUGUUAAAUAUCUGGUGUGCACUGUUGCAUAUGAACUCAUCUUUUAUCUUGAAAAGAUCUGUAGAAAAAUUUAUUUUCAGCCAGAGUAUAAGAAAAGCCAAUAAAUCAAAUAUAGCCCAAUAAACACUAAUAAGUAAGUUCAAAAUAAUGUUCCACUUUACAAAUAAAUAUAUGAUUAUUUUGUGCUGAAUGUAACAUUUUUGUGAUAAUGAGAUUUUUGUAAUAAAUAAGCAGCUUUAUUUGUCUGUUGUUGACCAUG
This is a messenger RNA of Homalodisca vitripennis (glassy-winged sharpshooter), 1289 nucleotides long. Its product is annotated as mitochondrial import inner membrane translocase subunit Tim17-B-like. Gene Ontology annotation, biological process: protein import into mitochondrial matrix. Gene Ontology annotation, molecular function: transmembrane protein transporter activity. Gene Ontology annotation, cellular component: mitochondrial inner membrane; TIM23 mitochondrial import inner membrane translocase complex. The record is from RefSeq and is a predicted model, not a curated record. Lineage: Eukaryota; Metazoa; Arthropoda; Insecta; Hemiptera; Cicadellidae.